CUGCUCGGUGUGGCGUCGCGUCCUGGCAGUCGAGACGGGAGCGCGUCUGGAAUCUGCGGAAUCGCCGGGAGGGCGCGCGGUGCCGCUGCCGCCGAAGCCGCGGUGAGGUCAGUGCCCCGCUCUCCCCCUCCUCCUAUAGUCCUAUUCCAGCGUCCCGUGCUCCGUGCCCCCGUCGCCGUCAUCUCCACACGGCUCCGGCUCGGGGCGCGCGGUUGCGCCCGACGAGGCGUCGACCGUUGCUGCCGUCCGCCAUGCGGCCCCCGAUCGAGGAGGGGGUAACAGGUAACUAUUUCCCCUGGCUCGUUGCCCAUUGAUUUCGUCGACGGCCGCUGUCUCGUUGCCCACUGAUCUCCUCCGGCGUGCCGCCGUUCUCCUGCCGCACGCGCCGCCACUCGCAAGUGCUCCACCUGCCGGCCAAGCCAAGCUGUAGCUCCGCUCUUUGCCCAGCUUUGUUUUCCUUCCAUCUCCCACUCGCGGAGACCCUAUUGGGGAUCUUCAUAUCAGCGAUACAAAAUAACUCAUCGUCUAUUCGUCUCUACCAAUCCUGCCGCUCGUGCUCUAUUGUUUUCCAUGAUUUAAAAGGCCUGUUUUGCAAUGGUGGACUGGUGGUACUAGCCUGCUAGUUUCUAGUUCCGAAGAUCUAGGGUUUCAUGUGCACAAUGCUGCAUUGUAGUUGCUCCCUCCUCCUUUUUUUUUCCCUGUGGUGCGAAUUUACAGCAUGGAGUACAAUGUUGGCGUGAUGAAUCAAACUCGGACCAGUCAGAUGAAUCCAUUUUGGAUCAGUCAGAUGAAUCAGACUUCACCUCUGACUCUGAUGAUUUUUGUGCACUUAUGGUCAGGAUAAAAUAUCAAGACAUUCAUUAUCACAAAUCAGAACGAUCGAUCAUACUGAUGAUCAUACUGAUGGAAGUGCUUUUGAUAGUGAGCCUAACACAGAAAAUUUGAAUCUUGUAUUUAUGGCGAUAGAGCUAGAGCAAGACAUGGUGCUAGCAAUGGCAAAUGACAAGUUGAGCGUUUGGAUUACAAAAAACUGUAUGAUGAGGCUUAUGGAAAAGCAUCAUCUGAUUCAAGUGAUGAUGAAGAGUGGUAGUACACAUCAAAAGGGAAAUUUAGAAGACAAUGUGCUGAAUCACCUCAGCAUGGAAAAUGAUUCUCUAGAAGAGCACCAGUUAGGCACCAGAAUAAUGAACAUACCCCACUGAAUGUAAGGCUUUGUGAUUCAGACUGAAGGUAUAUUUCAAGGAAGAUCCGUACCCUAGUUGUGCAACAAAUAAAAAUCUUGCACAAAGAGCUAGGCCUCACAUUCAAUCAGAGUUUCUGUUGACAGGUUAGUAAAUGGUUUUCUAGUACUUUGUCAUUAAUCAAGAGUAGCAGCCACCAAAAAAAGAGAACAACAUUGAAAACCAUACAGCUGAGAAUAAUAAUACCAAUACUGUUGAUAGCAUAGAGGAUCGAAUGAAAUGGUGAUGGAAAAAGUAAGUGUAGAUAGAAAUGAAAUGAUCUCUGAGGAAAGGAUGGAACACAAACACACAAUAAUCUCAUUGAAGGUAUUCCAGUAAGACAAGAUACCAACUGUGGGCAGAAUGUGGUUGUGAAUUCUAAUGUGGUCAACCAAGAUUGCUCUAUUGUCUCCAAAGAAAUCGACUUGCUAAAAUGCGGUACUAGAGAAAACCAGGGCAAGUAAUGCUGGAACACCAGAAGUUGAGUCCACAGAGAGAAUGAUCCCUAGACUAGAACAUGCAGAUGAGGCUACGCGAAAGGCAGUACAGUGGGAGCUGAGAAAGAUGAAGACGACGGGUGAAACUCCCUAGUGUUCGGAUUAUUUGAGGACUCUCUUAUUCAGGUCAAGUUUUGGAUGCUGCCUGUAUCGCUUAAUGUCAUAGUAACAUGCUCAUACGUCAUAAUGGGUUAGGCCCAUAUAAUUAGGAAUGGACUAGAUGGGUAUUGAGUAACAUUGGAUCUGGUGGUUACGUAAAUAGAGUGGAUGCGCUGCACGCGGUUGGGGAUGGGUGAAAGGAGACAUGUGAGGUGGCGUCCAGUCUGGAAGGACGAGGGUGGGCCAAUUAGUUGCGUCGAAGCAAAGAUUUUUUUUUUGUUCGUAUUUAUAGUCACAGAAGCCUGGUUACUGUUGCUGUUAUGUUUGUUCCAUUUGGAGCCUUGGCUGUUCAUCCAGAGUUUCUGAUUGGAUAACUCUUGGAAAUUCAUGCUGCCAUACUCCGGUUACAGGAAUGGUUAAUCGACUGUAAAAGUGUUGACAUAGUCUGUAGCAGACAGUAGAUGUGUUGUUUGCCGUGCCCUGUAACAUAGGAGUAUUGAAUUAAGAGUGCCAAGUGAACUGAUGAGAAGUAUUUGUGACUGAAAUCUAUACCUCUGUUUUUUCACCUCCAACUGUAGUAAGCCAUUUCAUUUCGCCCAUCGCCAGAAUGUUUGGAUGAUGUUAUCUAGCAACUGCAGUUUGCAACUGACGAAUCUGCUUAAUGCUGCAUCGUUAACUGGUGAGUGCUGUGUGUGAACUUUAACCCUAAAGUAAGCUUUCUAAAGAAAUCCCUAAGCUAUGUUAGUUAUGAACUACUUGUGGUGUUGUUUUUAGUAUCUUAUUUAUAGAUGAACUGCUAAAUAUAGUUCCAAAGAGAGAUCAAAACAAAAGGCUGUCCUUGUAAAAAAAUAAAAAGGCUUUUAUAGAUGGCUGGGCCGGAAAUCUCAAUGGUAGGCCAGUUUCUCUCUUCCCAUGUGUGUGUACAGAACUAUAGAUAGGACCAUCUGGAAACGGCUCCCAGCCAGCCGCGGAGCCGCUUCUACUCCCACGCCUCUCCGCGUUUCAAAUUCAAAAUCCAAAGGGGACAGCGCCACUCGCACCACCCAUCCCCCAUGGCGGCCAACGCGUUCUCGUCGCCGGCGACGGGGAGGACACCGAACCCUAAGGUGGCGCCGUCCCCUUCCACCAGACGGGCCGCAGACUCCGCCGCGGCGGCGGCCGCCGCCGCCGCCGCGGCGUCGGACUCAAAGGCGCGGUUCGAGGCGUACAACCGGCUGCAAGCGGCGGCGGUGGCGUUCGGCGAGAAGCUCCCGAUCCCGGAGAUUGUGGCCAUCGGCGGCCAGUCGGACGGGAAGAGCUCCCUCCUGGAGGCCCUCCUCGGCUUCCGCUUCAACGUCCGGGAGGUCGAGAUGGGAACCCGCCGCCCCCUCGUCCUCCAGAUGGUCCACGACCCCACCGCCCUCGAUCCACGGUGCCGCUUCCAGGAGGAGGACUCGGAGGAGUACGGGAGUCCCAUGGUUCUAGCCACGGCCAUCGCCGACCUCAUCAAGCAGCGGACUGAAGCGCACCUCAGGAAGAUCCAGGCCGCAGUCUCGCCCAAGCCCAUCGUCAUGAGGGCCGAGUACGCCUACUGCCCCAACCUCACCAUCAUUGACACUCCAGGUUUCGUGCUUAAGGCUAAGAAAGGUGAGCCAGAGAGUACUCCAGAAGAGAUCCUGUCAAUGGUGAAGUCGCUGGCGAGCCCACCUCAUCGCCUCCUUCUGUUCCUCCAGCAAAGCAGCGUUGAGUGGUGCUCAUCACUCUGGUUGGAUGCCAUCAGAGAUAUUGAUCCCACUUUCAGGCGCACGAUGAUCGUCAUCUCCAAGUUUGAUAACCGCCUCAAGGAAUUUACCGAAAGUUGGGAAGUCGAUAGCUACUUAAGCGCAAGUGGCUACCUUGGGGAUAAUAUACACCCGUUCUUCGUGGCUCUUCCAAAGGAUCGUGGAACAAUCUCCAAUGAAGAGUUCCGGAGGCAAAUUUGCCAGGUUGAUAUCGAUGUGUUGCGUCACUUGAGAGACAAUGUUAAGGGUGGCUUCAAUGAAGAGAAAUAUGGACCAUACAUUGGGUUCAGUUGUCUCAAGAAGUACCUGGAAUCUGAACUUCAGAAGAGGUACAAAGAAGCAGCUCCAGCCACCCUGGCAUUGUUAGAGCAGAGAUGUAGUGAAGUCUCAAUGGACCUAUCCAGAUUGGACUCCAAACUGCAAGCUACAUCUGAUGUCUCUCAGCUGAGAAGAUCAGCGAUGCUUCAUGCUGCUAAUAUCUGCACGCAUUUGCGCUCACUACUUGAUGGAGCAGCUGAUCCAGCACCAGAGCUAUGGGGGAAAACUACUGAAGAGGAACAGAUGCAUAGUGGUAUAGGCAGCUGGCCUGGCAUUAACAUGCCUGUAAAACCACCCAACUCCAGUCUUAAAUUAUAUGGUGGUGCAGCUUUUGAGAGAGUAAUGCAUGAAUUCCGCUGUGCAACAUACUCAAUGGAGUGUCCACAGGUUUCAAGAGAGAAGGUUGCAAACAUACUACUUGCACAUGCUGGACGAGGUGGGAGUAGUGGGUUGACUGAGGCAGCAGCUGAGAUAGCACGUGCAGCUGCACGAUCAUGGCUUGCUCCCCUUAUCGAUACAGCAUGUGAUCGGCUUGCAUUUGUUCUCCAAAGUCUAUUUGACCUUGCAAUGGAGCGAUGCCGCUAUCAAGACUCAAAAUAUCAUCAAAAUGUUGAAGAUAUGGAUGGAUAUGUUGGCUUCCUUGCUGCUCUUCGCUGUUCAUAUUAUAAGUUUGUCAAGGAAUUGUCCAAGCAAUGCAAGCAGAUAGUGAGACAUCAUCUUGAUUCUGUUACAAGUCCCUACUCUCAUAUUUGUUACGAGAAUGACUUCCUUAGUGGUGUCGGGUCUGUGGCAAACUCCAUGCAUAGGUUUAACCACUUCCCGGGAGUCACAUCUUUUGACCUAUCAGACAGCGGUUCUGCCCUUGAAGAAGCUCAGGAGAAUGUGCCACCAAAGGAUCGUCAACAUAUGACACCACCUGCUAAAGGAAAUGAGUCAAAGGAAGUUCUUAGAGAAAGCCAGCUGACGGUUCCUGAGACACCUUCUCCAGAUCUGCCAGUUGAUAUGAAUGGUGGCAAGAAGAAAGACAACGGAAACUUGAAUGAUGGUGGUGCAAGAAAAAGACAUGCAAGGAUGGCAGCAUAUGCAAACAGGAAUCAUCAUAACAAUGUGAUUGGUGGUGAUGACCUGGGCUCAAAAUCUGGAUCAUCAUACUCCAGCAUAUGCUCAAUAUCUGCUCAGUAUUUCGCCAAAAUGCGGGAAGUCCUGAUUGAAAGGAAUGUACCCUCUGCACUGAACUCUGGAUUCUUGACCCCAUGUCGUGAGCGGUUGUUUUUGGCACUUGGCUUCGAGCUGUUUGCUGUUAAUGACGAUAGAUUCAUGGACAUGUUCGUGGCACCUGGUGCUGUUGAUGCUAUCCAGAACGAGCGCCAGUCUCUGCUGAAACGUCAAAAGAUUUUGUUGUCCUGUUUGAAUGAAUUCAAGAACAUAUCGCGGACCCUGUAACAAAGAUUUUUCUGGUGCCUAGUCUACAGGCAUGUAUGAUGUAUCCAGGAGCUUCAGUAUAUCCGUAAAGAUGAUACAUCGGAGUUCCUGGUGAGUUUCUACUGCUGUUUGGCAUUUUUUAGCUCAAUGCUUCUGUUCUUAAUGCAAGUAGUCUUUCUGUUGUCAAAUUCCUUAUUGACAUGUCGUACCACUUUUCAUCUGUUCAACAUUGAUAACCUCCUUGUUAAAAAAAUUGGCUAUGAUUGAGAAUUAGAUUAAAAAGAGAACGUGUAGAUGA
Oryza sativa Japonica Group (Japanese rice) is the source of this 5614-nucleotide messenger RNA. The record is from RefSeq and is a predicted model, not a curated record. Lineage: Eukaryota; Viridiplantae; Streptophyta; Magnoliopsida; Poales; Poaceae.